This is a messenger RNA of Eurytemora carolleeae, 353 nucleotides long. Its product is annotated as putative neutral sphingomyelinase. The transcript is spliced from 4 exons. NCBI's taxonomy places the organism in Eukaryota, Metazoa, Arthropoda, Copepoda, Calanoida, Temoridae. Bases 69 to 353 code for a protein of 94 amino acids. Gene Ontology annotation, cellular component: cytoplasm. Gene Ontology annotation, molecular function: sphingomyelin phosphodiesterase activity. The record is from RefSeq and is a predicted model, not a curated record.
UGUAGAAGUGUAUUAACAAGUUAUAUAGUUUCAGAUUUAUAGACCAGCCAAUUGAGAUUUAAUGUAAGAUGCCCGACUUGUCAGUGUUUACACUCAAUGUUUGGGGAAUAGGUUGUGGGAUUUCUGCUGACCGGGAGCCGAGAAUUAAAGCAAUUUCUCAUUUUCUCGCAUCAAACUCUUAUGAUAUAGUUUUACUACAGGAGCUUUGGGUUCCUUCAGACUACACAUCACUUCGGUCUUUUACCAAGGAUGUUUUACCGUAUCAACAUUUCUUCGACAAUGGGAUAAUCGGUAGCGGGACUUGUGUUCUCUCUAAGCACCCGAUACUGGUAACAUAUAUAUUUGUUCAUUGA